Messenger RNA from Suillus fuscotomentosus, 849 nucleotides. RefSeq lists its product as uncharacterized. NCBI's taxonomy places the organism in Eukaryota, Fungi, Basidiomycota, Agaricomycetes, Boletales, Suillaceae. The record is from RefSeq and is a predicted model, not a curated record. The coding region runs from base 1 to 849 and encodes 282 amino acids. The transcript has a single exon.
AUGCCCGCUCAUUAUGUGGACUAUAUCCCAGCUGGACCUACCAAUCUCCCACAUUUACCUGCUCCUCCUCCAGAUAGUCCUCCCAACCGAGUCAUCAAUGACCUCCCCGACCACCAGCCCAUACUCAUCCCCUACCAGACUGCACCAGAUGCACUGGGUCUUUUCUGCAUCUAUGCGCAAAAAUCCACUCUCAUACCCACCGGAAAUGAAGGCCUGGAUGUGAUUGCUGAUGCCCUGACCUUCGAAACUCAGGGCAAUUCUCAUUUAGUGCAUUCUCAGAUCGAUCCUGGACUUCCCUCCCAAGAAAUCCAUCUGGAAGACAUAUUUUCCCCAUUUAGCAGCCCAACUGCAGGACUUCUCAUGUGCUGGCAGUAUUCUGGCGCAAACUCUAAGUCGAGCGCUGAAAUGAAAGGUCUCACCAGGGAAUUUCUUGACAAUGAUGUAUAUAGGAGAGAAGACAUGCGGAUUUUUGACGAUGUGAGGGAGAAGAGGCUCAUGAAGGAGUACCUCAAGGACAGAUCCAAUCUGUUUUGUGUGGAAAAUGGCUGGUGCAGCUCUUCAGUAAAAAUCUGCCUACCCAAAGAAAAGGUGAAGUUCCCAUCAGAAGAAGACACCCCAGAAUUGGAGAUCACUGGUGUUCAUCACCGCUCCCUCACUGACAUCAUUAGAUCUGUCUUUGAGGACAGCAUCGUGUCCACCUUCCAUCUGACACCUUUCCAUCAGCAAUGGGAAGCCUCUGAUGGGCGCAACAUCAAUGUCUAUAGCGAGGCAUAUUCCUCACCAGCCUUUAUAGAAGCCUACAAGGAAAUUAAUGCACUUCCCCAAGAUCCAGGCGAUGACCUCGAGUGA